AUGUUUAUGGAGAUGCAACUGUAUAUUGGCGGACUAAAAGAGCCUUCACACGAGAAAGAGCUUGAAAGUUACUUUUCAAAGUACGGAAAAAUACUGGGCAUAAAACUGUACAGUUCGUACGGGUUUGUUACUGUGGAGCCAGAGAUAGGGAGUAAGAUACUAAGUGAGCCCCAUGAGAUUAACGGGUCAAAGGUCGUCAUAGAAGAGGCUCGCGGACAAAGGAAGGGCCCUGGGAGGACUAUUCGGGGCCCUAUUAUGGCCCGCAGGAAGCCUUCUGCGAAGAGAGUCUCCAGGCUGAUUUUGGAGAAUCUCCCGAAGGAUCCGGAAUGGUCUGAGCUGCGGUCUUUCGUCCUGAUGAGUGGAGCUAGGCCCACGUACCUGAAAAUACUCCCCUCCGGAGACGGACUCCUGGAGUUUAAGAACAGAUAUGACCGAGACAUUGCACUGGAGAAGUUGAAGGACCAGGAGUACCAUGGAAAUCCUCUGAAUGUACGCUUUGGGAGGAAGCGCUCAGAAGGCCUUUCCAUGGGGGAGGAGAGUCCGCUGCCAGAAGAGAAAUAA
Molecule: messenger RNA, 561 nt
Organism: Nematocida major
Lineage: Eukaryota; Fungi; Microsporidia
Product: serine/arginine-rich splicing factor 4/5/6
Exons: 1
Coding region: 1-561 (186 amino acids)
Cellular component (GO): nucleus; cytoplasm; ribonucleoprotein complex
Molecular function (GO): mRNA binding
Source: RefSeq, a predicted model, not a curated record